GAAUGUAUUCGGAUAGUAUACGGGACUAGUGCAGAAUUGUAUUCGUGAAAAUCGACUUGUUUAUUUAAUGUUUUUUACUAAAAGACAACGUUGAUUCGCGAACAUCUAGCUGUGAAUAGUUUCAAGAAACCUUAGCACACACGCAUGAUUUCUAAAAUAAUUCCAAUGAGGAAGUGCACGUGACCAUUUUAAUCCUUAACCAAGUCUUCGAGUCUCCUAUGGGUACUCUUACAUGUUUAAGAGACUGACGCCACUGUUGAUCGCAGGUUUGCACUAACCGUGGCCACUUCUAUAGCCGCCACCAUUCGUGGAUUUUUAGAGCAAAGGUAAAGCGCACCUCUAACAGACAUUUCUUUUUAUUUAGAAGGUGUGACAAAUCCGCAUGGCCUGCCGUCGCAGCCAGCAGCAGCACCAGCAGCUCAGCAAGCAGCAGGCAAGUUACAAUGGUCAAAACGUUUCAGGCCUAUUUACCACCACAGUGUCAUCGCACGUAUUCGUGCAUACAUUGUCGAGCUCAUUUAGCAAAUCACGAUGAACUUAUAUCUAAGUCGUUCCAAGGUAGUCAAGGUCGAGCUUAUCUAUUUAAUUCUGUUGUAAAUGUAGGAUGCGGUCCCGCUGAAGAACGAGUCCUUCUCACCGGACUUCAUGCAGUCGCCGAUAUUUAUUGCGAAUGCUGUAAAACCACCUUAGGUUGGAAAUAUGAACAUGCCUUCGAAUCCAGCCAAAAAUACAAGGAAGGCAAAUUCAUUAUUGAACUAGCUCAUAUGAUCAAAGAGAACGGUUGGGACUGACAAUACUGACCCUCAAAAGUGACUUAUUAAAAAUGUUCCUUAAAGUCAUUAAGGACAUAGAGACAAUGUCUUAUAGACUUAAAUUGAACAAUAAUUUCUGUUUUUUGGACUGGACCUAAGAGAUAAGUGUAUGACUUUUAAUAUAUGAUAGUUUAAAAAUUUGAAUCGAAACCAACAGUUGUGUGACCUAAUUUUCUCAUUAUUAGAAAAUGUGGUGAGAAGUAUAAGCAUUGGAUGUUGUGAAAAUUAUUGACUGUUGUAUGCUUAAUAGUAAGGCACUGUACUAGGUAACAGGAAGAUUCGAAUAAUGAUUUAUCAAUUAAGCUAUACCGUGUUCAUAUAUCAAAUAAUCAAGAAAGGUAUCUAUAAAUGUAUUAUUACUCUGUAUAGAUCAGGUAUUUUGUAUUUGUCAUACAUUGAUAAGUCGAAGAAAAUUCUCUUUUUCACAUUGCAUUGUUUUCAAAUUUAGUAACCCGACAAAUGAGACUGUUUCAAGUCAAAUGUUAAUAUUAGAAUUUCUAUCUCCACCACAGAAGUGAAAUAUAUUGUUUGUUUCCUAGUUCAAUUCAAUUUUUAUUAAUUAUUCAACAAUUUAGAGCAAUUGUACUGAAUACCUUUCUUUAUUUUGGUAUCAUCUAAACGGAUUGAAGAUGUAUUUUACUAUGAUAAUUCGAUAUUAAAUGACUUCUCAAGAACAGAAUAAUGCAUUUAAAAGUCAGCUUAUUGAAUGAAUAUUCAUUAUAUCUAUUUUAAUUGUUAAAUCUGAAAUAUCUAUAAAUCAUUUUCACUCCGAAUUAUCUUAAGUAAUAUUUAAGAAUUUUCCUGUAACUCAAUUUUCUCUUCACCUCCUAUCCACUUUAGGGAACAAUGUGCAAUCGUCAUUAUCGUAGAACUUGAAGCUCUUUACAAAGCAUUCUGUGUUAGCAAUGGAAACUGUAUCUGUGGUAAAGAAUCUGAGAUAAAAAAUGUAUAAAAAAUGUACGGAUAUGUAAAUGGAACAAUCUGUUUUCCGUAAGGAUUGGACAGUUGUAAAUAGAAAUUAGUUCGGCAAAACAUAUUUUUAGUAAGAUUCUAUAAAUUUUUAAACUUAAUUUCUCAUUGCAUUGUAUGUUGUAGAUUAUAAUGCCGAUAACAGUAUUUCAUUUCGAAUAAUAUUUAAGAAAAAAUAUAAUGAAGCGUUUUUCUGUCCAUUAAUAGCCCUAUAAGUGGUAAUGUUUUUUAAGAACAAUCUUGAGAAACAACACUGUUCAGAUUUCAGAAUUUUACAUAUUAUCACAUUAAAUUAAAAAGAACAUUAAACUUAACUUUAUCAGAGAAAUAUUAUAUUAAAAUUAAGUUUUUUGGAAAUGUCCAGGCACAAAUCAGCAUACUUUAUUUUCGAACUGAACUAAGAACAAAAUUAAAGAAUUCACUUUGGAAUUUAUACCAUUUAAAAAAAGGCAAUAUAAUUAUUUUGAAAUAUAUUUUACAAAAUUUUCAAAUGUUGAACAAGUGAUUGAUAUAAAUUCUAUCCUCAUUGUCUACUUUGGAAAUUUUAACAGGAUAAAGUAAAGAUCGUGGAAAUAAGCAACUUGAGAUUCUUGUACGCGGUGUGGCAUUUAAGUUUAUCAUUAAACAUAAGCAAAUAAAGUUUUAAUCAAAACUGUAUGAUAGACCUUCAUAUUAGUUUCUUUUCAUCUCUACACAAUAAUUCCAAUGAUGUGCAUACCAUUAAAAACAUCCUUGAUUAAUCCUUAACUCACUUAGAACCACGGUUACGGCUUUUUUGACUUCCUCUACAACGCCAUGAUGAAUUUCUUUGAGACGAGACGUCAUCUUGGACAAUAAAAAUAAUUAAAGGAGAAAAUAUCGGGAUUAUAAGUUGACUACAUUUGCACAAUAAAUAAUGAAUCAGUAGGUGUAUUGUUAUAUAUUACGGUAAAUGUACACUCUUGGGAAAUAUACACUUUUACCGUAAAAUAUGUACAUUUCCCGUUAUGUUAAAUGUAUACUCUUACCUAUAUGUUUUAAGAAAAGUUGGAAUACAAAUAAAUUAAAAAAGUUGUUGCAGUAAAAAAAUAUUUAUUUAAUAAAUAAACAUAAUACAAAAGGCUUUAAUAACGAAAAUUAUUUUAUUAAAAAAUAUAAAUGCCAAACAAAACACACUUUUCUUUGCAUAUUAUAUAAUAUUUUGUAGGUUAUGAUCCCAAUAUUUCUAAAUAUAAUUUUCGUCCUAGUUUCUCAGGACCAAUAUGAUGGUAAUCAAACAAAUAAUAAUAAUAACUUACUUUUCUUUGUUAUAACAAUUAAAUUUUAUAAAACUAUAGAGGGACAUAUAAAAAUUUCAUAAUGAAAAAAGUUAUAAAAGUUUUAUUCAUUUGAGCAAGAAUUGCUAUUGUGGCACUUGGAAUUACAUAAUAUUCCAGCAUUUUUACAACUUCAUUUUUUUGAGGAUCAUGUUUCUUUACAGAUGCAUCUUUUAAAACCUUGUCCACCAGUAAGGAUCUGCAUUCCUAUAAUUUCUCUUACCGAUUUCUCAACAUCUUGAGGAACAUCUUCGAAUGAUAUAAACUUUUGUUCGCAAAUAGCAAAUUUAUGCCUAGAAUAAGAUUGUUUUAAAAAAAAAUUAUCGCCUCUCUUGUCAAAAACAACGCAAAUCAAAUUUUUUGGAUCCGUCUUACCACGAUCAACGUCCGGAAUGGAAACUCUAACAUUGUCACCACUCACAGCAGCAGGAACUUUGGAUGCUAACAUUUACCAAAACGACAAGGUCAAUUGUGAAUUCAAUGUACAUUUCCCUUAUUUGAAAUUGUAAAUGUUAGUUGAAUAUACAUUACCCAAACGAGGAGGCAAAUGUGCACAUUUACCGGAAAAUAUGUACAUUUGCCGCAAUAUCUACUUUUACCGUAACAUAUAUAUAAAACGCGUGCCGUUGGCAACACCAGGAUGAUGACAUAGAAGAUUUCAGUCACUGUUAGUUGACAAAAAUAAUGCUUAAUUACAUGUUCUCACCAAAUUUGCUCCGAAAACGGUACUACAAAUCCUUGUAGAUCGUUUAUUGCAUUUGGUUUUGUUUAUGUAGGAGAACUGUUGACAUCAUCUUGACGCAAAUCUUUUGCAUGUUUAAAUCUUCUUGUAACAUCUUAUGUACAGUUUCUACAAUACAAUCAGACAACGCCUGAUUGAUUAGGCAUCGGUUAGACGUGAUCUGCUUUCGCAAACGAUCGUGUCGAUACGAAUAGUAACGGAAGCUCCUUCAUGUGCAUUGUAUUCUACAAAAAUUCCAUAAGCUACAAACUAAACGAGCUAUCAACUAAAGGCUUGAUGUAUAACUAAAAGAGAAGGCUCUUUUGCUAUGAAGAUGUGAACCUUCUCUCUUCAGUGGGAUUCGUAUUCAAACUUUAAAUAGUUUCCAAUGUACUAGCGCUCCAGUAAUUUGUGGAUUUUAGAUUUUUCCGAUUAAAUAAUGUCUUCAAUAUUGUAUGUAACUUAAAAGUUUUACAGCCCUCUACAAAAAAUAUUUCCUGCUUAAAAUCCAGUAUAUUUAUAGGAAUUACUGGUGUCUUCAGCUACAUAUAUUAAUUUAGUAUUGCAAUUAUUUACAUAAAAAAUUUUAAAACAUGUAUUUCUUAAUUUUAUGAAAUGGCAAUUUUUGACAAUCUACAAGAAUACUUAAAUUUUCGCUCUGUAUAAAGUCUUAAGUAUCUUGUGUAGGUGAUACGAAAAGUUUAUUGUACAUGUGCGUAAAGUGGAUAUUCUAUACGAGUGUGACAAAAUGAUAUACCACGAGCCGAACUAGUUGCGCAAUAAACUACUAUUGCUAUAGAAUUUAAACAAAUAAUUCAAUAUUGCCGAAUUUCUUUCUAUUAAAAAUCCACAGAUUGUUCUAUAAGUGCUACAGCACAAGUCAAAUUAGACUUUCUGGCGUCGACAAAUCGUUUAAUGUCGUUCGUCUAUCAAAAAAAAAAAAAAAUAAAGAACUGACAGUGUGUAUAUUGUCACAUAUUUAUUUUUACUGAAUGUAUCAUUGGUUUUCGAGUUAAAAGGUUCAAUGAUGCGAUAUGACUCGACCAACACCUUUAGGGUUAUUUUUUUGUGGAUAUGAUCUCAUCAAAUUCUUGACUGUAUAUUUGGUCUAAAAGUCGAUAUCAGAGUACACAAUUAAAUUUGAUUGAUUGCUUUAAUUGCUGGCAUAAAAUAUUGUUACUUAUCUUAUUUUUAUUAUAUGGUUUGCUAAUAUUAUACCAAUGGGAUCAGAUUUGAUACGUAGUAGUGUAUAGGGAAUGUACAAUUCAUUUGCAAUGAAUAGUUGUGUCAUAAUCUGUUGUCACUAAUUAGAGUUAUCUUGAUGUUAAGUCAAAGGUUGAAAUAGAUAUUCAAAAAUUAGGCUACAGUUGUUCCUGGUUUUCAAAAACGUUUUAAUUUACCAUAAAAAUUUUAUAUACAUAAUUAACAAAAAGGUCAUUUUUGUUACUGAUUUAAAUAUAUUUUACUUAGUUUUUGUAUGUAGAUCUAGAUGUUGCUGAAUAUUUAUCUUCUAAUAAAUUCACAGAAUGACCCCAAUAUUGAUUUAACAUCAUUUGUCUAUAUGAAAAAAGUAAGAGUUAAGAAUUUCAUUGAUGCAUAUACAGUAGAAGCUCUUUAUUCGCAGGGUAUAUGUUCCAAAAAUAUGCAGCGAAUACAGAAAUCGUGAAUACGAAAUUGUAAUUUGUAUGGGAUUAUGGGGGGAUACGUUCCAAGACAAAAUAAAUAAAUAAAUACAUAAAAAACAAAUAUAUAAAAAAAUCAAUUUUAUCUAAGUUUUUGAACAUUUUGUUCAAUUAUCUUUAGGCUUAGGCAACGGUUUGAAGAAUUUUGUAAUUUUCUCUUUCUUGGCAGUUUUUAAAAGCUCCUUCAAUUCAGACUGAUACGGAGCAGACGCAUUAGAAAUUUGCCUCUUAAAAAUAAAGCCGUUCCAUAGACGGAUCAAUGUUCAUAAAGAAAUUGCAAAGCUCAUUUGCCAUUCUUAAACCUUCACUAAGAUUUUUCAAAUUAAAUGUCACGUUUCCAGUUCUUGUUGAAGCCUCUUCGUCAAUGGGCUGUGAAUUUAACAUUUUCUCCAAGUCGGUUUCAGUCAAAUCUUCUUCUUCCGAUUCAAGCAAUUCCUGAAUGUCAUUUGAUUCUAUCUGCUCGAACCCAUCUCGUCCUAUUCCAUUUGCGAUUUCGGCUAUGUUUGCAGUCAUAGUUUGAACUUGCACAGAUUCUUCAUCACUUUCCGCAGUCAGAGCAGGCCACAGUUUUUUCCAGCAUGACUUCAAUGUGUGUGGCUUCAGUUCUUCCAAUGAUUCUUUUAUGAUAACUAUGUCAAAUUUCUUCCAGCAUUCCAUAACAUUCAUAUCAGGAUUACAUUCCAUAUUAUCCAAUAUGAUUCAGA
Diorhabda sublineata is the source of this 6183-nucleotide messenger RNA. Its product is annotated as protein yippee-like 2. The coding region runs from base 444 to 791 and encodes 115 amino acids. The record is from RefSeq and is a predicted model, not a curated record. NCBI's taxonomy places the organism in Eukaryota, Metazoa, Arthropoda, Insecta, Coleoptera, Chrysomelidae. The transcript is spliced from 8 exons.